This is a messenger RNA of Columba livia (rock pigeon), 2969 nucleotides long. It is a transcript of the gene PAQR7, whose product is annotated as progestin and adipoQ receptor family member 7. The record is from RefSeq and is a predicted model, not a curated record. NCBI's taxonomy places the organism in Eukaryota, Metazoa, Chordata, Aves, Columbiformes, Columbidae. Gene Ontology annotation, molecular function: steroid binding; nuclear steroid receptor activity. The transcript has 5 exons. Gene Ontology annotation, biological process: spindle organization; response to steroid hormone. Gene Ontology annotation, cellular component: centrosome; spindle pole; plasma membrane. Bases 353 to 1393 code for a protein of 346 amino acids.
AAUGGGGCGUGGUUUGGUUGGGCGAUGUCAGCGGAGGGGGCGUGGCUUGGUGCGGCGAGGCCGGCCGAGAGGGCGGGGCCGCGGAGGCGCAGGCGGUCCGGAGGGACUCGGUGUCCGGGGGGAGCGGAGCGGAGCUGCGGCCGGUCCAGCAGCUUCGGGCACACACGAGUUACAGACCUACCUCCUCCUGUUCCCAAACCUGUGAAGAGCUGUCCCUGCAAUGACGGCACUUGCCAGGAGUUGAGGAGCAAAUCGGCGCUGGAGUUGGACCAAGUUGGGCUGUUUUCUUCAGAACUUGUCUGAGCAAAAGCAGGCUGUUUUGUUCAGCGGGGACCCCGAGUUCAGCUGCAUCAUGGCAACAGUUGUCACGGAGAAGCUCAGCCGCCUGGUCUUCAACGUGCGGCAGCUCCCUCAGCUGCUGGGCCCCCUCUCUCCCUCCACCGUCAGCAGUUCCGAGGUGCCCAAGGUCUUCUGGAAGCCCUACAUCCACACCGGCUACCGGCCCGUGCGGCAGACCUGGCGCUAUUAUUUCUCAACGCUUUUCCAGCAGCACAACGAGGCCAUCAACGUCUGGACCCACCUGGUGGCCGCACUGAUCCUGCUGCUGCGGUUCCAGCAGCUCUCGCACCGCGUGGAUUUCGGGCAGGACCUGCACGCCCGGCCCCUCCUCAUCAUCAUCGUGGCGUCCAUCACCUACCUGACGUUCAGCACCCUCGCUCACCUUCUGCAGGCCAAAUCUGAGUUCUGGCACUACAGCUUCUUCUUCAUGGACUACGUGGGGGUGGCCGUCUACCAGUACGGCAGUGCCUUGGCCCACUAUUACUACGCCAUCGAGCCGAGCUGGCACGAGAUGGUGAAGGGGUUCUACAUGCCGCUGGCCGUGCUGCUGGCCUGGCUGUCCUGCGCCGGCUCCUGCUACGCCAAGUACCGUUCCCACCAGUCCCCGCGCCUGCUGAGCCUGCUGUGCCAGGAGCUGCCGUCCGGGCUGGCGUACGCGCUGGACAUCAGCCCCGUCCUCCACCGCAUCUUCACCGCGCCGCCCGCGCAGCGCGCCGACCCGGCCCUGCUCUACCACAAGUGCCAGGUGCUGUUUUUCCUCAUCGGUGCCUUUUUCUUCUCUCACCCUUACCCUGAGAAGUGGCUCCCCGGGAAGUGUCACUUCUUUGGGCAGAGCCACCAGAUUUUCCACGUGUGCCUCGUGCUGUGCACGCUGGCGCAGAUCGAGGCGGUGUUGUUGGACUACGAGUCCAGGCGCCACAUCUAUUCUGCUCUUCAGGGUGAUUUGGUGCACAAUUUCUCUGCCCUUUGCCUCUUCACCGUCACCUGCUCUGUCCUCACGGCCGCUUACAUGGCCCGGAGGGUGAAGAACAAGCUGAACGUCAAAGAGGAGUAGAAACCCUGAAGGAGAAGCAGGUGAGCUCACCCCAACGGUUGAUCUGCAGCCAGACGCUGGUGUGAACCUGGCCCCUGAUUUCGAGGAGAAGAGGAACAAAAUGCUUCGUGAUCUGUUACUUCUCUUCAUGUUCUCUGUAGGGACAAAAAGUGAGAGCUGCUCUUUAUGCUUUUCUCUUUUUUAAGCAAGCUGCAACUAAUGCUGAAAUUUAUAACAUGGUACACUAGUUUAAUUCACAUGUCUGAAUAAACAGAACAUUAGCACUGCAGCCCUGGAAGGUUUUUUGGAAGCUACUGCGUCUCACCUAAAGGUGAGGAGAUGCCACCCGGUCCUGUUAGUGGUGGCAGAAUGUAACCCACAGCCACAGAUCAAGUCUCUCACAGCCAAGACAAAAGCACCGUGUCGAAUUCUGGAAAGCAAGCGCGCCUGGGACGCGUUCACACAGCCGAGAGCCGCUCAGCCGCGCACCAGGCAAACCAGCAUCUCCGCCUUCUUCAGCGCUCAGACAGGUGAAAAAGACAAAGAAAACUCCAGCCCAUCUCCUUUCACCCCAAAUGAAGGCUGUAAGGAAAAGGGUAUUUCUUCGGCUGCCUCCCCUGUGAAGAUCUUGGCUUUGCUGCGGGUGGAGGAAGCCCAGAAACGAUCCGGCAGAGCUGAGGAGGAGCAGGUGCUGGUUCCACCCCAGCGCCGCGCACAGAAAGCACUGGCCUUGCCGAAUCCUUCGCCGGACUCUUGGUUGUCACAAGCAGAGUCCCACAGCGAGGGCAAAGCGGGUGAGGAUUCCUGCUGCUUCAGCUUCAGCCAGGAUUCAGAGGGAAACCGCGUCAUCGCUCACAGAGACGCCUCUGACUUACUUGCUGGAGAAACGGUGUCAGCGAGUGGCAGCGGAAUUUCAGCCUGCAGGACAAAGAAACACACGGGCCAGCCACACCCAGAGAACACCGGACUGGAUCUCCAACCAAGACUUGGCGCAGACCAGAGUAAGAAACCACGACAAUCAUGUAGUGUUAAUUCUUUAAUUGAUUCCACUGAGAAUAGAAAUCCUGCUCUAAGGAGAGACGGUCCCUGGGCCGCUGCCUUUGGUUCAUCUCCAAGAAGCGCAGCGGGAACGCAGCCUCUGCGUGAGCGCAGCCACAACACCAGCGCUGGCCCAGCUGAAGGCCAGGGCAGGAUGGGGCCACCGAGCGGUCCCUGUGGGCAGCUCUUCACCCAGGAUUCCCAGGGGAACAGAGUCAUCGCUCACCGCAACGUCCCCUCUCCUCACAGGGACAGUGACGGUUCUGGCAGGCGACUGGGGGAGCGGCAGUUAGACGAGUGCUAUGAUUUACUGUUCACGCAGGACUCACAAGGCAACAGAGUGAUCAAACACUGGUAAGUGACCCCAAAAGGGUCACCUAAAGACCUUGGUGAAGCCUUAGGAAAGCUGUUUUUUUGUAAGAACACAGUCAGAAUUAGGUAAGUGUCCACUUUAUUUCUGUAUGUGUGGUCUCGCCAGCACAUGCAAUAAAUCAGUGCAACAGGCAGGACCUCUUUGUUCUCUGAAGUUUUGCUUUAAUAAAGAUAAAAUUUUGAAGGA